Molecule: messenger RNA, 1208 nt
Organism: Pangasianodon hypophthalmus (striped catfish)
Lineage: Eukaryota; Metazoa; Chordata; Actinopteri; Siluriformes; Pangasiidae
Gene: ndnl2
Product: necdin-like 2
Exons: 10
Coding region: 137-898 (253 amino acids)
Cellular component (GO): nucleus
Source: RefSeq, a predicted model, not a curated record
GGGGCGGGGUUUGCCGGAAUACGGGUGGAAAUGGAAUAACGCGGGAGGCUACAGUGCGUUUUGCUAAUCGGUUUGUUUUAAAUUGUUGUAAAUUUGUAAAUGGUUUAAAGUUUGAAAUCGCUGUCGAUGUUUAGAGAUGUCUCAGAAUAAGAGAGUCGCGUCUCAGAACAGGAGGUCUCAGCUGGUGUUAGAUGAGGAUGAUGAAGGUUCACUCACGCAGCCCAGUGUGUCUCAGGUACAGAGAGCCAGAGAGAACUUCACACCUGUACAGGUGGACCGCAAGGUUGCUGAAGUUGUGCAGUUUGUUCUGAUUAAGGACCAGAAGAAGAUUCCCAUCCGCAGGCCAGACAUAGUUAAACAUGUGAUAAAGGAGUACCGGACUCUGUACCAGGACAUCAUGAAGCGAGUGGACCGAACGUUCGAGCAGGUGUUUGGGCUGAAGCUGGUGGAGAUCGACUCCAAGAAUCACAUUUACAUCCUCACCAACAAACUGGAGCAGUCACGUGAGGAACCAAUCAGCAUGUGUCCUGCAAACCCAAAGACCGGAUUGCUGUUUGUGAUCCUCAGUGUUAUCUUCAUGAAGGGAGGAAGCGUUAAAGAGACUUUAGUGUGGAACACGCUGAAGAAACUCCGAGUGGACGUUGGAGAGAAACACGAAGAGUUCGGCGAUGUGAAGAAGAUCAUCACUGAUGAGUUUGUGCGACAAAAGUAUCUGGAGUACGUUCGUAUUCCUCACACUGAGCCUCUGGAGUACGAGUUUCGUUGGGGACAGAGAGCCGAGAGCGAAGUGUCCAAACUGAAAAUGCUGCAGUUUAUUGCAGAGCUACAUGAUCAGGAACCUCAGUCAUGGACCCAACAGUACCGAGAGGCCACGAGUGCAGAGAACAACCCGCGAUAACGCAACAGGAGUGUGUGUGCGAGAGUGUGUGCGAGAGUGUGUGCGAGAGUGUGUGCGAGAGUGUGUGCGAGAGUGUGUGCGAGAGUGUGUGUGUGUGUGUGCGAGAGUGCGCGUGAGAGUGCGAGUGUGUGCGAGUGUGUGCGAGUGUGUGUGUGCGGCUGUGGUUUUGUCCAAUACAAAACAUUUAUUGAGUCUUAUGCAAGAAAUUAUUUAACUUUCAUUCUUUAAAACUGAUAAAAAAAAAAUUCUUUUUCAGAAUUCUGUUUUGUUUUUUUUACUGUUUGUGAUAAAAUAAAGCUGUGCCUCUUUA